Xiphophorus maculatus (southern platyfish) is the source of this 4712-nucleotide messenger RNA. It is a transcript of the gene tbc1d9, whose product is annotated as TBC1 domain family member 9. Gene Ontology annotation, molecular function: calcium ion binding. The transcript has 21 exons. The record is from RefSeq and is a predicted model, not a curated record. Bases 635 to 4465 code for a protein of 1276 amino acids. NCBI's taxonomy places the organism in Eukaryota, Metazoa, Chordata, Actinopteri, Cyprinodontiformes, Poeciliidae.
GGCGGCGCUUCGGCCGAAGAGCAGGAGGAGGAGCGCAGAGGCGCAGCGGUAUUUAUCGCGUUCUCGGGGUUAAAGUCGCGGCUAUUCCUCUGCAUACGGACGGACACGACAGCAGGAAGACAUUUCCGCUUAUUCCUGUGGAUAAAUCGACCGCUAGUUAAUAUAACAACGCCUGUAAACAAGCGCUAUCGGCGGACUGAUUCGCACCUGCCGCGGAGGCAUGGACAACAAAGACUGAAGCCAGCGCUGCUCCCCGGGCUGCGGAGAACCGAGCCGGGCUGCGCAGAACCGAGCCGGGCUGCGGAGAACCGAGCCGGGCUGCCUCCGGCCCCUUAAAGAAAUACAGUUUUCCUUAAAACUCGGUAGCAGAAUCUGCUGGUUAACAGCCCUUGUUUAUAGGCCGAGCCGAGCCCGAACCUCUCGGUUUAUUUAUAGUAGCGCUUGCUUGUUUUUUUUCUCCUCAAUCAUUAAAUCUUAAAUGGUUAUAAAUGAUAGAUAUUAGCCCAGGUGAAUAACAAGGCCUCCGUAGUUGUGUUUUUUUUUUUUUUUAAUGAACAUUGCUUACUAGGACCAGUUUGACGGGAUAGUGAAUUCAAUGGUUCUGUUAUAAAAUAAAAUACAAAUAAAUAGAAAUAUGUGGGUCAUUCCCGAAGAUGUGUUGCUGGCGGGAGCGCUGUGGAUCACCGAGAGAGCGAAUCCGUACUUCAUCCUCCAGAGACGGAAAGGCCACGGGGAUGGAGGCGGCGGACUGGCCGGUUUGCUUGUUGGGACUUUGGAUGUCGUUCUGGACUCGAGUGCUCGGAUGGCUCCUUAUCGGAUCCUCUACCAGACCCCAGACUCUUUAGUCUACUGGAUCAUCGCUCACGGAACGUCUCGGAAAGAGAUCACGGAGCACUGGGAGUGGCUCGAACACAACCUGCUGCAGACUCUGUCCAUCUUCGAGAACGAGAACGACAUUACCACCUUUGUGAAAGGAAAAGUGCAGGGGAUAAUCGCAGAGUUCAACAAGAAUCAUGACGUCAAAGAGGACGACGACACGGACAAAUUUAAGGAGGCGAGUUUGAAGUUUCGAAAACUGUUCGGGAUGCCAGAUGAAGAGAAGCUGGUCAACUAUUACUCCUGCAGCUACUGGAAGGGGAAGGUUCCCCGGCAGGGAUGGCUUUACCUCAGCAUCAACCACCUCUGCUUCUACUCAUAUUUACUGGGAAAAGAAGCCAAACUGGUGGUCCGCUGGGCUGACAUCACCCAGCUGGAGAAGAGCGCCACCCUUCUCCUGCCCGAUGUCAUCAAGGUGAGCACUCGCAGCAACGAGCACCUCUUCUCUGUCUUCCUAAACAUCAACGAGACCUUCAAACUGGCGGAGCAGCUGGCCAACAUCGCCAUGCGGCGGCUGCUGGACAACAAAGGCUUCGAACUGGACCGCUCGCUGCCCAAGCUGAAGAAGAAGUCGCCCAAGAAGGUGUCGGCACUGAAGAGAGAUCUGGACGCGAGAGCAAAGAGCGAGCGUUACCGGGCGCUCUUCCGUCUGCCCAAAGACGAAAAACUGGAUGGACACACAGACUGCACGCUGUGGACGCCGUUUAACAAGAUGCACAUCCUGGGCCAGAUGUUUGUGUCCACCAACUACAUCUGCUUCACCAGCAAGGAGGAGACGCUGUGCAGCCUCAUCAUCCCCCUGCGUGAGGUGACCAUCGUGGAGAAGGCAGACAGCUCCAACGUUCUGCCUAGCCCGCUCUCCAUCAGCACCAAGAAUCGCAUGACUUUUCUGUUUGCCAACUUGAAAGACAGAGACUUCCUGGUACAGAGGAUCUCCGACUUUCUGCAGCAAACCACCUCCAAGAUUUACCUGGAAAAGGAGCUGAACAGCAGCCUGAACAGCUCAGAUGACGAGGUUUACUCCCAUCCCGGCUCCCUGCUGUCCUGCAGUCCGCAGCAAAGUCUGGCCUCAGACGUCGAGCGCACCUUCAACCUGAACGACAACAGCGUGCCGACAACCUCAGAGGCCCUCAUGACCAUGUACCGCCGCCGCUCACCUGAGGAGUUUAACCCCAAACUGGCAAAGGAGUUCCUGAAGGAGCAGGCGUGGAAGAACCACUUCACGGAGUUCGGCGAGGGGGUGUGCAUGUACCGCACGGAGAAGACGAAGGAGCUUGUCCUCAAAGGCAUCCCCGAGAGCAUGAGGGGAGAGCUGUGGCUGCUGUUUUCAGGGGCGAUCAACGAGAUGACGACUCACCCCGGUUACUACGAAGACCUGGUGGAGAAAUCGAUGGGGAAGUACAACCUGGCCACCGAGGAGAUCGAGAGGGACCUGCACCGCUCACUGCCGGAGCACCCGGCCUUCCAGAACGAGAUGGGCAUCGCCGCACUGCGCAGGGUCCUGACCGCCUACGCUUUCAGGAACCCUAACAUCGGAUACUGUCAGGCCAUGAACAUCGUCACGUCCGUGUUGCUGCUUUACGCUAAAGAAGAAGAAGCUUUCUGGCUCCUCGUGGCUCUCUGCGAGAGGAUGCUGCCUGACUACUACAACACAAGAGUAGUGGGAGCCCUGGUUGAUCAGGGAGUGUUCGAGGAGCUCGCCCGCGAGUACGUGCCACAGCUUUACGACUGCAUGCAGGACCUGGGCGUCAUAUCCACCAUCUCUCUCUCCUGGUUCCUCACCCUCUUCCUGUCUGUCAUGCCGUUCGAGAGCGCCGUGGUGGUGGUCGACUGUUUCUUCUACGACGGCAUCAAGGUCAUCUUUCAGCUGGCGCUCUCCGUUCUGCACGCCAGCAUCCACCAGCUACUGGGCUGCAAGGACGACGGAGAGGCCAUGACAGUCCUGGGCAGGUACCUGGACAGUGUGACCAAUAAGGACAGCACCCUCCCUCCCAUCCCUCACCUUCACUCUCUGCUCACUGAUAACGGAGAACCACAUCCAGAGGUGGACAUCUUCAAACUGGUCCGCAGCUCCUAUGAGAAAUUCGGCUCGAUCCGCGCAGACGUGAUUGAACAGAUGCGCUUCAAACAGAGACUGAGGGUCAUUCAGACCAUUGAGGACACAACCAAACGCAACGUGGUUCGAACUAUUGUGACAGAGACGGCUUUCAGUAUUGAUGAGUUGGAGGAGCUUUAUGUGCUCUUCAAGGCAGAGCACCUGAGCAGCUGUUACUGGGGCAGCAGCAGUAACCCCACCGAGCACCACGACCCCAGCCUGCCGUACCUGGAGCAGUACCGCAUCGACGUGGAGCUGUUCAAGGGCCUGUUCGCCCUGCUGUUCCCCUGGGCCAACGGAGCCCACUCCGACCCGCUGGCGGUGCGUUUCUUCCGUCUGCUGGACGAAAACGGAGACGCCCUCCUCAACUUCCGAGACUUCAUCAACGGCCUGGGUGUUUUGUGUCAUGGGGAUCUAACGGAGAAGCUGAAGCUCCUCUACAAGAUGCACAUCUUACCUGAGAUCACUCAUGAGCAAGAAGAGCCCGACUCGGCCUUCGAAGCCACUCAGUACUUCUUCGAAGACAUCACCCCAGAAACAUCCAUCAGUCGGGACCCAAAGGGUCGAGGCGAGAAGGAUGAUGGCUUCGUCAGAGUUACGUUCAAGACUGAAAAAGUGAAGAAACUGAACACUCCUGAUUACCGUCAUUACCUGAAACUGUGGAACGAGGAGACGAAGCCCAAACGAGAAAGCACAAAGGACCUUCCAAAGCUGAACCAGAGUCAGUUCAUUGAGCUUUGUAAGACGCUCUACAGCAUGUUCAGUGAGGAUGUAGCUGAGCAGGAGCUUUAUCACGCCACUGCAACCGUCACCAGUCUGCUGCUGGAAAUGGGAGAAGUGGGGAAGCUCUUCACUUCCAGCGGCCGGAAGGACCCCAGCCAGGAGACGGAUUCAGAGUCGAGUUUGUGCAGGAGAGACUUGGUGGAUCUCAAAUUCACCCAAGACCCUCCGGAUCUGGGAGAUGUUUUCAUCCCGGCGGAGCUGGAGGACAAGCCGAGCCCCAGCGAGGACGACAAGCGGCAGGAUGUGAGCGAGGAGCUGGCGCCCAUGCAGGACAUCAAGCUGGAAGACUCGUCCCCUAAGGAGACGGGGACGUCGUCCGCCAUGCUCAUCUCCGACGACGAAACAAAAGACGACACGUCCAUGUCGUCGUACUCGGUGCUGAGCGCCGGCUCCCACGAGCUGGACGAGAAGCUGCAGUGCGAAGAUAUCGCCGACGACACGGUGCUGGUGCGCAGCGACGAGCGGCCCUCGGAGCGCGAACGGAGGGGGAUUCCCAACGGCGGCGGCCUGCCGCACAGCACCAGCAUCGACAAAGACUGGGCCAUCACCUUCGAGCAGUUCCUGGCCUCCGUCCUCACCGAGCAGGCUCUGGUGCGGUACUUCGAGAAGCCGGUGGACGUGGCGGCACGCAUCACCAACGCCAAGAACGUGCGGAAAGUCGGGCGCCCCCUGCUGUCCACAAGUGACUAUGAGAUCUCUCUCUCUGGCUGAAGGACUAAAGUGGUUCUGAAGAGUUUCUGUAACAUUUUCUAGGAUUAUGGAGGAAAUUGUACAAGUGUAUAUGUGAAAGAAUGUGACCAAAACUGCUUCUAAUGACGUAUUUUACCAGAAAUUUAAAACCUACUAUGUAAAUCAAUAGAUCUUGUCGUCUGAAGAGAAGACUGCACUGCAAAAAUACAAACUCUUACCAAGUAUUUUAGGUCCAAUUCCUAGUGCAAAUAUAUCAGUUUUGUUUUAU